CCGCCUCCCGCCGGGUUCGGGCAGGGCCGGGUCAGCGCGGCGCGGCGGCCUCGGCUCGGAGAGCGGCGCGGCCCCAUGGCUCCGGAUUUAUAACCGCGGCGCGAAUGGAGGGGCCGAGCCCCCGCGUCUCUCGUUGCCCGGCCGGGCGCUGAGGCGGCCCCGCAACGGGAGGAGGAGCGCGGCGGUCGGCGGCCAUGGGGGGCGGCGGUCGGCGGAAGGCGUAGUUGUUGCGCGACGAGGAAAGCACACUCAUGAUGAAGAGGAGCUCUUGGCUCUCCUAAUCUUCUGUUGGUGAUUUGGAAGCAGCCACCGCCACGUCUGCUCUUUCGACAUGUCUGGAUCUACUCAGCCCGUGGCACAGACCUGGCGUGCCACCGAGCCGCGCUACCCCCCGCACGCCAUGUCCUACCCGGUGCAGAUCGCCCGGCCGCACGCGGACGUCGCACUGCUGGAGUACCAGCACCAUUCCAGGGACUACGCUUCGCACCUCCCGCCCGGGUCCAUCAUGCAGCCGCAGCGGAGGAGGCCGUCCCUGCUCUCCGAGUUCCAGCCGGGCAAUGAAAGAUCUCAGGAGCUGCACCUGAGGACCGAGGCUCAUUCCUAUCUCUCUGACCUGACCAAGCCAUCGGAUUUGGAGUUCAUCGAAACGAAGCGGCCGCGCCUGGAGCUGCUGCAGGACCCGCUGCUGCGGCACUCGCCCCUCCUGAGCCAGGGCCAGCAGGCGGGCGGCGAGGAGCUGCCCAAGGACCGUGGCCUGCCUGGCAAGCUGGAGCCAGUGUCUCCUGUCAGCCCCGCGCACCCCGAGGCUGAGCUGGACCUGCUGCCGGCCCGGCUGUCCAAGGAGGAGCUCAUCCAGAACAUGGACCGCGUGGACCGCGAGAUCACCAUGGUGGAGCAGCAGAUCUCCAAGCUGAAGAAGAAGCAGCAACAGUUGGAGGAAGAAGCAGCCAAACCACCAGAGCCUGAAAAACCCAUCUCCCCCCCUCCUAUCGAAUCCAAACAUCGCAGCUUGGUGCAGAUCAUCUACGACGAGAACAGGAAGAAGGCAGAAGCUGCCCACCGCAUCCUGGAAGGGCUGGGUCCGCAGGUGGAGCUGCCGUUAUACAACCAGCCUUCAGACACCAGGCAAUACCAUGAAAACAUUAAAAUAAACCAGGCAAUGCGGAAGAAGUUAAUUUUGUACUUUAAGAGGAGAAAUCAUGCUCGCAAACAGUGGGAACAGAAGUUCUGCCAGCGCUAUGACCAGCUGAUGGAGGCCUGGGAAAAGAAAGUGGAGCGCAUUGAAAAUAACCCCCGGCGCCGUGCCAAGGAGAGCAAAGUGCGGGAAUACUAUGAGAAGCAAUUCCCUGAGAUCCGGAAGCAGCGGGAACUGCAAGAGCGCAUGCAGAGGUUAGAGGAGAAGCGCAGGGUAGGACAGAGGGGCAGUGGAGGGCUCUCCAUGUCGGCUGCACGCAGUGAGCACGAGGUGUCGGAGAUCAUCGAUGGGCUCUCAGAGCAAGAGAACCUGGAGAAGCAGAUGCGCCAGCUCGCCGUCAUCCCACCCAUGCUCUACGAUGCUGACCAGCAGCGCAUUAAAUUCAUCAACAUGAACGGCCUCAUGGACGACCCCAUGAAGGUCUACAAGGACCGGCAGGUGAUGAACAUGUGGAGCGAGCAGGAGAAGGAGACCUUCCGGGAAAAGUUCAUGCAGCACCCUAAGAACUUUGGCCUGAUUGCCUCCUUUCUGGACAGGAAGACGGUGGCAGACUGCGUCCUGUACUACUACCUGACCAAGAAGAAUGAGAACUACAAGAAUCUCGUGAGGAGGAAUUACCGGCGGCGUGGGAAAAGCCAGCAACAGCAGCAAAUGCCCCGGAGCAGCCAAGAAGAGAAAGAUGAAAAAGAGAAAGAAAAGGAGAAGGAGGGAGACAAGGAGGAAGACAAACAGGAAACAGAAAAUGACAAAGAAGAACUGACAAAGGACAAAAACGACGACACGUCCGGGGAAGACAACGAUGAGAAGGAAGCCGUCACCUCCAAAGGCCGCAAAACCGCCAACAGCCAGGGCCGGCGCAAGGGCCGCAUCACCCGCUCCAUGGCCAACGAAGCCAACAGCGAGGAGGCGGCCACGCCGCAGCAGAGCGCUGAGCUGGCCUCUCUGGAGAUGAAUGAAAGCUCUCGCUGGACUGAAGAGGAGAUGGAAACGGCAAAGAAGGGUCUCCUUGAGCAUGGGCGGAACUGGUCGGCCAUUGCCAGGAUGGUGGGCUCCAAGACCGUGUCGCAGUGCAAGAACUUCUACUUCAACUACAAGAAGAGGCAGAACCUGGAUGAGAUCCUACAGCAGCACAAACUGAAAAUGGAGAAAGAAAGAAAUGCUAAGAGAAAGAAGAAAAAAGGCACCGCCACUCAGAACGAGGAAGCUGCCUUCCCUCCUGUGGCUGAGGAUGAGGAGAUGGAGGUGUCGGGAACGAGUGGCAACGAGGAGGAGAUGGCUGAGGAGGCCGAAGCUGCAGUAAAUAACAGCUCCGACACCGAGAGCAUUCCCUCGCCAAGGCCCGAAGCCAAAGAGGGAGGCGAAAGCGGGGCCAAGGCACCGCCCGGGCCGGGAGGUGACUCCGGCACGGAACCGGCGCUCAAGUUGGAAGAGGCUCCCACACCCCCCGACACCGCUGCGGCCCCCGCUGCCCCCGCCACCAACCCCGCUCCCACCGCCAGCCCUCCUCCGGAGGCCCCCAAAGCGCCCGGCAGCGAGGAGAAGGCGCAGGAGGAGCUGGUGGUAGACGUGGUGAAAACGGAGGAGCCGGAGGAGAAGGCGAGCGAGGAGCCCUGCAAGAGCGAGGUGAAGGAGGAGGGCGAGGACAGCCAGGAGAAGGACAAGGGGAAUGACAAUAAGGCAGAAAGUGGCGUCGGCAGCGUGGGGACGGCGGAGGCUGAGGGGACGCCCAAGGCCGAGAAGAAGGAGGGCCAUAAAGGCAGCAAAGGCCAAGGGGUGAACCCUGACAGCGACUCGAGCGCGACCUGCAGUGCCGAUGAGAUGGACGAGCAGGAUGCCGUGGACAAGAGCAGGUUGCUGUCCCCCCGGCCCAGCCUGCUCAAUGCCGCCAGCGAGGCCAGGCUGAACUCCUCGCCACAGAAACCGCUGGACCUGAAGCAGCUGAAGCAGCGCGCUGCUGCCAUCCCUCCCAUCAUUUCCGAAGGAUUCUCAGAGGGGAUACUGCAGAGCGGAAGCGUGAAGCCCCCGGUGCCUCCCCACGCCUUGGCUCUCUACCAGCAGCAGAUCACAAAGGCCCACGAGUCCUCCCGUGAGGAUGUGCCCCCCAGCAAGCAGCAGGAGAAGGAGCAGCAGCAGCCAAGCAGCAGCCCGAGGGGGAAGAGCAGGAGCCCCACUGCCGGGGACAAGGAAGAAAAAUCCGUGCAUUUCCCAUCCCUCGCAGAGGCUCAGAAGCUGGGCACGGAGCCGCCGCCCACCUCGUGCUGGCCCCCCGUCCUGUCCUACUCCCGGGAUGUGAUAAAAACCUCUCCCCAGGCAGAGCCUCACCUGUUCCAGUAUAACCCACCAGGUCACCCUAUCCCGCUCAACCUGCACGAGAGCUCCCGCUCGGGGCUGCAGAGGCUGGCGGGCAUCUCCAACCCUCCUCCUCUCAUCUCCUCCACCAAGCAUCCCUCUGUGCUGGAGAGACCUGUCGGCUCCAUCUCCCAGGGAAUGCCCAUCCAGCUCCACACACCCUACAGCUCCGAGCACGCAAAAGUUCCCGUCGGCUCCAUCACCAUGGGCCUGCCCCUGACAAUGGAUCCCAAGAAACUGGUGCCUUUUCCUGGAGUAAAGCAGGAACAACUCUCUCCCAGAAGCCAGGCCAGCCAGCCUGAAAGCCUGGUGAUGCAGCCGGCCCCAGAGGGCUCCGUCCUGCGGGGUACAUCCCUCAGCUCUGCCUCAGGAGGGAGCAUCACCAAGGGGACACCCACAUCCAGACCCCCUCCAGAGUCGCCCAUCACGUACCGAGGCUCCAUCACACAUGGCACCCCAGCAGAAGUGCUGUACAAAGGAACCAUUACCAGGAUAAUCGGAGAAGACAGCCCCAGCAGAGCGGAGAAAGUGAGAGAGGAUGCCAUGCCAAAAGGACAUGUCAUUUACGAGGGGAAGAAAGGCCACGUGCUGUCCUACGAUGGUGGAGUUGCUGCUUCUCAGUGUCCCAGAGAAGACAGCAGGAGCUCAGGAGCUUCACAUGAGCCCACGGGAACCAAGCGGACCUACGAUAUGAUGGAGGGGAGGAUCAGCCGUGGCUUGUCGUCCCGGGAUCCGCUGUCUGCCAGCAUUGAAGGUCUCAUGGGUCGAGCCAUCCCUCCAGACCGACACAGUCCCCAUAACCUGAAGGAGCAGCACCACAUCCGGGGCUCCAUCACACAAGGAAUACCUCGGUCCUACGUGGAGGCCCAUGAGGACUACCUCAGAAGAGAAGCCAAACAGCUCAAGAGGGAAAACACUCCACCACGGGACUUAUCCGAUGCGUACAAGGUCAGGUCUCACGAGGGCCUUACUCCCCUGAAAAUGAAGCCAGCCCAUGAAGGCCUGGUGGCCACAGUGAAGGAAGCAGGGAGGUCAAUCCAUGAGAUCCCCCGAGAGGAGCUGAGGCGGACACCAGACAUCUCUCUGACGAGGCCUCUGAAGGAAGGCUCCAUCACACAGGGUACCCCACUGAAGUACGACAGCGGCUCUUCCUCAUCGAGUACCAAAAAGCACGAUGUGCGGUCCAUCAUAGGCAGCCCUGGGAGGACUUUUCACUCUGUGCACUCAAUGGAUGUCAUACAAGACCCAAGGAAUCUGGAGAGAGCUUACGAAGAAAGCCUGAAAAGCAGGCCGAGCCCAGUGACCAACUCGGGUGGCUCAAUUGCCAGAGGAGCUCCUGUGAUUGUACCUGAGCCAGGAAAGCCCCACCAGAGUGCCCUCGCCUACGAGGACCACCAGGCUGGGCACAGCACAGCAUUCAGCAGCCACUUGCACAGAGGGUCUCCGGUCUCCACAAGGGAAUCCACGCCACGGCAGCAUGAAGGGAGCAUCACUGCUGGGAAGCCAGUGUCCCAGGACAGAAAAAUCACCCCCACGUCGAGAGAGCUCACCAACUCCAAGUCUCCACAUGCCCCUGUGCCCGACCACCACCACCCCAUCUCCCCCUACGAGCACCUGCUGCGUGGUGUGAGCGGGGUUGAUUUGUACCGAGGACACAUCCCGCUGGCUUUUGACCCUGCUGCCAUCCCAAGGGGAAUCCAACUGGAAGCAGCCGCUGCUUACUACCUGCCGAGACAUCUGGCUCCGAGCCCCACGUACCCCCACCUCUACCCCCCGUACCUCAUCCGGGGGUACACGGACACGGCCGCCAUGGAGAACCGACAGACCAUCAUCAACGACUACAUCACGUCGCAGCAGAUGCACCACAACGCUGCAGCCACGGCCAUGGCGCAGCGGGCAGACAUGCUGCGCGGCUUGUCGCCCCGUGAGCCCUCGCUCGCCCUCAACUAUGCAGCAGGAAUCAUUGACCUGUCCCAAGUGCCACACCUGCCUGUCCUCGUGCCCCCCACCCCUGGCACCUCUGCCACCUCCAUGGACCGCAUCACCUACAUUCCCGGCCCCCCCCAGACCUUCAGCAGCCGGCACAGCAGCUCCCCGCUCUCCCCAGGAGGUCCCACGCACUUGACCAAACAGUCGGGAUCGUCAGAGCGGGAACGAGAUCGGGAGCGUGAGCGUGAGAGGGAGCGUGAAAAAUCCAUCCUCGUUUCCACCACGGUGGAGCACGCGCCUAUCUGGAGACCUGGUACAGAGCAGUCCAGUAGCCGUUCCUCCUCGCACUCUCACAGCCACCAGCACUCUCCCGUCUCACCCCGCACCCAUGAGACCAUCCAGCAGCGCCCCAGCGUGCUCCACAACACGAGCAUGAAGAUCAUCUCCUCGGAGACCCCCACUCCUUCCGUCCUGCGAACCUCCUCCACCACUACCACGUCACCCAUCCGCUCCGCAGCCUUCCCCUCAGCCUCCACGCUGCGCUCCUCCAUCAGCGCGGCAGACGGCUAUGCGGCCAUGCUGGACCCGGCCGUCCUGCAGAAAGAGGCCUCAAGGGCACGGGAAUCAAAGGCAGAGCGAGCCCAGACCGACAGCAACGUCUUCACCUCAAAGCUGCCCAGCGGGGCUAGCCUCGAACAGUCGCCUUCACCUAUUAAAGCCAUGGAGUCGAGGCCUUUACCUUCCUCCGGACCCGGUUCUUCUCAUCACUAUAGCAGAGGACAGGGGAAAAGCCAGCAGCACCACCACCCUCUGGACCAGCAGCACGCAGCCUCGGGCCCUGAGCACAGUAGAGAAAAGAGUCAAAGUAAACCCUUUUCCAUGCAGGAACAGGAGCUCCGAGCACUCGGCUUUCACAGCGGAUACAGCCCUGACCGGAUCGAAGCCGUGAGUCCUGUCAGCUCGCCCAGCCUAUCCCAUGAGAAAGGGGCCAAGCUGCUGCAGGACAUGGAGAAGGGGCACGGGGAGCACGACCCAAGACAGAAACAGCAAGCCUCUCUGAAGGCCUCAGGCCCUGAAGCAGCCCACCUGCAGCACCUCCGGCAGCCUGACGGCCCGCAGCCCCAGUGCCAGCCCCUGCAGUCCAGCCAGAGCGUCAAGGGCAUGAACCAGCGGGUGGUCACACUGGCCCAGCACAUCAGUGAGGUCAUCACCCAAGACUACACGCGCCAUCACCCCCAGCAGCUCAAUUCCCACAUCCAGACCCCAGUGUACUCCUUCCCUGGGGCUGCGUGCCCCGUACUGGACCUGCGCCGCACCCCCAGCGAGGCAUACCUGCAGCAGCAAGAGCAUGCAGUGGCUUCCAGGAUCUCCCCACAGAACGAAGGAGGCAAAAGGUCCCCGGAGCAGAGCAAAGCCUCAGCUGGCGGCGGGUCGGACAACUGUAUCGAGCCCGUGUCUCCACCAGACGGCGUGGGAGAAGCGGAGCACGCCAAGAGCGCCACGUACCCGAUCCUGUACCGUGAGGGCGAGCAGCUGGACCAGAGGAUGGGGUCCAAGUCCCCAGGAAACAACACUCAGCCUCCAGCUUUCUUCAGUAAGCUGACAGAGAGCAACUCUGCCAUGGUGAAGUCCAAGAAACAGGAGAUCAUCAAGAAGCUCAGUACGACCAACAAAAAUGAGACGGAGUACAAUGUUGGGCAGCCUGGGACAGAGAUUUUCAAUAUGCCAGCGAUUACUGGAGCAGGGCUAAUCAGUUGUAGGAGCCAGUCGGUCCAAGAGAAUUCCAGUACCAACAUGGGGUUGGAGGCAAUAAUUAGGAAAGCCCUAAUGGGUAAAUAUGACGAGCAGUGGGAAGAGCGCUCACCUCUCAGUGCCAAUGCUUUUAACUCUCUGAAUGCCAGUGCAAGCCUGCCCGCUGCUAUGCCCAUAACUCCUGCUGAUGGACGAAACGAGGACGUGCGCUCCUUGCCAGCAGGAGGGGGGAAGCCAAAGAUCGCCGCCAGACCCAACAGCCGCAAGGCCAAGUCGCCGGCGCCCGGCCUGUCCUCUGGUGAGCGGCCGCCAUCCGUCUCCUCGGUGCACUCAGAGGGGGACUGCAACCGGAGGACGCCCCUCACCAACCGUGUCUGGGAGGACCGGCCGUCAUCCGCAGGCUCGACGCCGUUCCCCUACAACCCGCUCACCAUGCGGCUCCCCAGCGGGGUGGUGACAGCGGCCCCGGCUGUGCCACUGCCACAAGGAACGCCUGGCGGGCAGCACCAUGCCUGGGACGAGGAGCCCAAGCCCCUGCUCUGCUCCCAGUACGAGACCCUUUCGGACAGUGAAUGAGGCGAGCCAGGGGCAGGGAGACGGCGACCAAAACGAAGGCGCGGGGAGCGAGGUGCCCGGGGCCUGGCCCCGCUGGCUCUCAUGAGCAAAGAUGCAGGAGCAGAGCUUUUUUUUCGGUUUUUAAUUUUUCUUUCUUUUCCUUCCUCUCCCAACCGGCCAGUUUGGUGGGGAUUGUGGGGAUUAUUUUUCUUUGUUUUUUUGUUUUUUUGUUUUUCCUGUGUUUUUUUUUGUUGUUGUUGUCGUUGUUCUUGUUGUUCUCAACAUCUGGAAACGUCUGCAUCUUCUUCAGUCUAAGAAAGAAAAAAGAAGCCUUAACGAGACAAAACCCAAGGAUCCCAUCUUUGUCCUUGCCAGCAUUGCUGGGCAGUGACCCUGCACACCAUGUCCCAGGGCUGCGCGCACACAGACGCUCUGCUCCAUGGCGCCGGGCUCCGUGGGGCCGUGCCACGGAAACACAAAACCUUGAAACGGUUUAACAACAACAAAAACAAAAGAUUUAAAAUGCUUCAUAGGAUUGAACCCGAUUUGGUUUCCCUCGGCAGGGUGGGAGCUGCCAUCCCCGCCGCGCAGGACGCGUCAGCUCAAUGCGCUUUGCACGCAGCUGGGGGAGCAGGGAGGGCGUGAAGAGCCAUUUCUGAGAAUAUUGCUUGUCCCUUCGGUGGCAGAGGGCCUGGGCUCCAUCGGUGUGGGAGGAGAUUCCCCGUGCUGCCCGCAGACGGGCUCGGUUGCUUUAAGUGCAUUGUUUUCUGAAUGGUGAGAAAAGGCAAUUGUAAAUUGUAUUGGUCUACAGGGUAUAUUUUUGAUACCUUCGGUGAAUUAUGUCGAUAUUUUACGCAAGGAAGGACUUAAACAAAACACAGUAUUACAUGCUGUAAAAGAGGUUCUGUUCUUACACGCAGGCUUUGAUGUGUUUGUCCAUUGUAUGGAAAUGUUUAAAAAAAAAAAAAAAAAAAAAAAGAGAUGGUAACAGUGAUCCAUCAAAGUCAUCUGUAAGUCAGGAGAAUGUAUAAACUUAGUUUAAAAAAUAAUCUUGCCAUGGUUGCAGGGCCCCCAUGACGUACACCGCUGCUGACUGAGCAGAAAGCCUUUGCUGGUUGCAGGCAUUGGUUCUCCAGAGCCCUCCGGAGCUGCCGGGUGUGGGGCAGCGCGGCAGGGAGCCAGCGGGGCAGGGAGCUCACAGGAGAAUUUAAAAAGAAAAAAAAAAAAAAAGGAAAAAAAAAAAGUUUUUAUUGUAUUUUUGUGAUACACAUGAAUGCUCUACUUUACAUUAUUUUUUUCAUUCCAUGAUGUUGGAUCAUAUCUGCAGUUACAUGGUUAAAGAACAAAAAUAUUAGACUUUUUUUUUUUUU
Molecule: messenger RNA, 9150 nt
Organism: Lagopus muta (rock ptarmigan)
Lineage: Eukaryota; Metazoa; Chordata; Aves; Galliformes; Phasianidae
Gene: NCOR2
Product: nuclear receptor corepressor 2
Exons: 47
Coding region: 332-7801 (2489 amino acids)
Biological process (GO): negative regulation of transcription by RNA polymerase II
Molecular function (GO): transcription corepressor activity
Source: RefSeq, a predicted model, not a curated record